UCGGUGCAGCCUGCGCUUUCAGUCGGACGCACGCUCGCGUCGGAAGCUCGCGGCCGCUGGUAGCGGGAGGUCUCGCGUCCACCCACAUUCAAGCGCGCACCCCACGGCGCGACGUGACGCGGCACGGGGAUCCGCGCACCCCGGAAGGCGGAGCAGCGUCUCGGCCGGCAAAAUGGCGGCCGUGAUAAGAAACAAAUGAUCGGGGGUGGCAAACGGCGAUACUGAGAGAAACCCGGACGCGGGCCGGUCGGUUUCGUGCUUCGGUGCCGAAAUCGGACUUGUCCGGUUCCCCUCGGUACUCGGUCGGAGGUCGCGCGAGCGUGGAAAAAUCGCGAGCGGCGAGCGAGCGACGUGCUUCCCACCCCUCGGGGAACAGGAGAGUAUCACGUCGAUUUGAAGCCACGAGGGUGAAGUCAUGAGAGCUCGUCGCGAGGGAACGCUGGUCGCGUGUGGACGCGCGGACGUGUGACGAGCGUGAUUCGAUUUAUCGAUCACGGAUCCGCCGGCGGCGGCGCGAGGGCGAGCGCGCGUCGCGCGAGAAUGCAUGGGCGAGGAGGGACGUGGAAUCCGAUCGCGAGGUACGGAGUCGGGGCUGUGGGAAACGGUGGUGGUUCGAUGGAUUGAUGGACCUGCCGACGGGAGUGCGAUCGCGUCGCAAUCAUGCAUCUGCACUUUGAGAAGAACAACAACAACAACGCCAAAUGCGACUGCAAUAUCUUGUCGCUCAGCUGGAUGGGCAAAGUGCCGGAGGAAUCGCCGGAGGACGAAGGAUGGAAGCUCGACAGUACAAAUUACUACCAGGAAGGGUGGCUAGCUACCGGCAACGCCCGCGGUCUGGUAGGAGUGACUUUUACUACGUCGCAUUGUCGUACCAGAGCCGCGGAACUUCCGCUCAGAGCGAAUUACAACCUCCGAGGGCACCGUAGCGAAGUGAUACUCGUCAAGUGGAACGAACCUUAUCAGAAACUGGCCUCGUGCGACAGCUCGGGUGUAAUCUUCGUUUGGAUCAAAUACGACGGACGAUGGAGCAUAGAAUUAAUCAACGACAGAAGCACACCUGUUACGCACUUUUCUUGGUCCCACGAUGGCCGCAUGGCUCUUAUAUGUUACAGGGAUGGUUUCGUACUAGUUGGCAGUGUCGCUGGUCAAAGAUAUUGGUCGUCAAUGCUCAACGACAAAGCGACGAUAACUUGCGGCAUCUGGACUCCGGACGAUCAGCAGGUCUAUUUUGGGACUACCGCGGGCCAGUUGAUCGUAAUGGACGUUCACGGAGCCAUGGUGUCGGAAGUACAAUUAGCAGCGGGUGUCACAUCGAUGGCCUGGAGCGCCGAAAAGUUCACGAUGGAGGAGGAUGAGAGGUGCGACCGACCUCAGAAAGAUGACCGGAACUACGUGCUGGCCGUUUGCCUGGCCGACGGCAACGUCGUCAUGCUACGAUCGUUCGACGACGUAUCGCCCAUCACGAUACGCAGCAAUCUGAAGCCGCCUUUGUACGCCGAAUGGAGCAAUUCCAGAAAACUGCUGGCCAUCGCCGGCACGAAAGAGUCCGAUGUUGCGCAGGGCAGUCCGCAGGAGUACACGAAUCUCCUCAAGUUUUACUCGGUCAACGGUACUCUCGUCUACACAACGGAGAUUCCGUACACGCAAUGCCCCGUAUCGGCGUUGACAUGGGGACACAAUGACAAGCGGCUCUUUGUGGCGACCGGAGCGCGCGUCCACGCGGCAUGGGUCUCCAGAAGGGUCGGUUCGCUUCAAUUGCUGUCGAGAUUGGCAGUGAGAGCAGCCCUCACGAGAGAAUCCAGUGUUCCACAACUUCCAUUACCACCGCGAUUGAGGGCUUCGGUGGCCGCCCUCUUCGCUAACACGAUACGAUGCACGGUGCCGGAACCGAGAGAGUUGCGACGCUUCGUGUCGAGGCCACCACCUGGAGGUAACCGAUUGCACUGCACCAUGCUCAGGCACGCGGUGGAACCCGUGCCGUGUUACACGCUGUACCUGGAAUAUUUAGGUGGCCUUGUGCCGCUCCUGAAAGGCAGACGUAUCAGCAAGAUUCGACCCGAGUUUGUGAUAUUCGAUCCACAGAGCCAGGACACUCUGCACGUGCAAGACGAUUUGUCGCAGUGCCCGUCGUACAGCGAUGGUUCGGAUACCGAGAAGGAUACCGCGGAUUUGUGCGGAUCACCUCGAUACAGGAAGAAAAGUAGGAAGAGACGAGAGGAAAAACCAAACGAGGAAGCGGUGGAGCGAGACGAGAAACUGAAUGAUCUCACAUAUGUGGAUACGCUGCCCGAGCACGCGAGACUAGUCGAGGUAACGUCAAAUAUCUGGGGCACGAAAUUCAAGUUUCACGGCUUGGCAGAUUCGAUCCCCGCUAACUUGGGUCAGAUCACUUAUCGGACGUCAUUACUGCACUUACAACCGAGGCAAAUGACGUUGAUAAUAACGGAACUUCGCGAUGACGUACCUCCUGGUCCAGAUCCAACGUUCAACCCCAACCUGUUUUCCGAAGACGAGGAAGAGUCAUAUCAAGAAGCGAGCUCGCGAGCUACUCCGGAGACGCAACCACCACCGAUCGCGCCGAUGACGCCCCGCAGCGCUCGUCUGAAUCAUCCGAAUCGACCGAAAUCCCAAAUCUCCAGUCAGUUUAUGGCGACGGAAACCAUAGCGACGUCUCUGGGGAAAAUCGAAAGUGAAUACGUCCCGUACGUGGAUCUGCAGGAGAUGGGCAAUUUGUACGAGAACAUCAGAAACGCUCCCCCGAACACUUAUCGAACACCACCGCGGCACAAUUCGCCGAGAUGCUGUGACGUGCCGGCCUUACAAUCACCGAAGAACGCGGUAGCGCCCACGCAGACGUUAAUAGCAACUUCGAACGCGGGUGCCGAUUAUGCCAACAGCAUCCAGAGGAUGAAGAACGUUCUCGCGGACCAGCAGGCCGGUAUAGCCUCGAAGAAGGAACAGGAGAACAACAAGCUGAAUCAAAUCUCUCAGGACGACAAGUCGAAUCUAACAUCGGCCUGCCCGAUGAGCAUUAUUUCCAUGUCUAUGCAAAACGGCCAGGCCUUAAACGCGGAAGCGUCGAGUAGUCGAUACAUUUCCCAAGCCCCGAUCAUAAACGGCCUGGAGAGUAGCGAUUGCACCACAGCGCAAGUAGCAUACCUGAACGGUCUGAAUAGCAUGGCGUGCGAGAGUAAUGUCAACGGCUUUCAACCCACAGUGUCUCAGAGCACUCACAAUUUUGUACAUAGCAAGAAUAAUCAAAAUACCGAAGCAAGUGGCACGAGUCCCAACGCAGCUCCUUCAAACAGCUCUCAGUACGGGCAAGCUUCGAGUCCACUCAAUAAGAACGGCAUACACGGGAUAGUCUCACCGGCGUGUUCCUACCAGUUUCCAGAGAAUAUCGAUCAGUGUUUCGGACCGUCAUGUUCGCAGUGUCUUUCAAAGUAUAAGGAUCCCAAGUGUCACGUGUGCUACGGUAAAACGAAUCCCGGUUACGUGAACACCGGGACGUCCGCUAACAAGCCCGACGAGGAUUUGAUACAAUUCAGUGACGACGAGAAUAUCGAGAAGACGUCGGAGCAAUCACGCGGCGUCCAUAGGACCUCGACAGUGAUCAGCAUCAGUCCGAUGUGCUCGAACGACUCGAUAGUUCGUAGUUGCAGUGUCGGUUAUCUAGAUCUGGUGGAUGCUCAGCUGGUCCCGUGCGACGUGGCCUUGAAGAUGCUGCGAAGAGACGCGCCGAACAAGAGGUUGGUAUUGGUGUCGCGAAAAACGAAACGACGGAAAAGGAACAAGCCUCAGCAUGACAUGAGCCAGCCGAACUCGAAACCUCCUAGAUUGCGCAAUUGCGGCAAGUCCAAGAGUCUUGAUUCCAGCGAUAUCUUUCCAAGUAAUGAACAGAUAACAUUUCCACCGCAAUUGCCAGAACAUGUGGAAGAAGCUAUGGGGGUAACCAAUGGCGAAAAUACCGAAGACAACGCGGCAAAAGCAAACGAAUCGAUAGAAUCCUCAAAGGAAGAGGCACGCGAGGUUGACGAGAAACGCAAAGAAAGCAACGGACAUGUAGUUCACGAAGCCCAUACUAAGGAAAAGCCGAGCCGACUAGAAACUAUUGCACCUCCGAUUAAAGAUUCAAGUCCGAGUGGAUCUUACGUUUCAUCACUCGACAGUCUCACUGCGAGGCUUCGGGAUUUCGAUGACAACAAUUCUCUGCCGCCUCCUUCUCCUCGGCCAUCAUCGAGAUUGCCAAGGAGUUCACCCAGCAGUCCUGCACCUUCCAAGAAAGGCAAAAGACCGGCAUCGGCCUCUCCGAUCCGAAGAAAGCUUCUAUCGAGUCCACUACUGAGUAGAAGAAUGAGAAAGAGUCGCGGUGAAAGUUCGGACGAGGAGGGACUUCUUCAAGAUGAUUCUUCGUCGACGGCGAGCUAUCGGGAUUUAGAAACGUUCCAGAAAGCUCAGUUGCGUCAGAAGCUGAAGCAAAGAGGAGUGGGACUCUCCAAGUCGGAAGCGAUAAAGCGCGAUUCACAGCUGGUGAUGCAUAAUAAAGCACCCAUGUGGAACGAAUCCAGCCAAGUGUAUCAACUUGAUUUCGGUGGCAGAGUGACUCAAGAAAGCGCCAAGAAUUUUCAGAUUGAAUUUAAAGGUCGACAGGUGAUGCAAUUUGGAAGAAUAGACGGCAAUGCGUACACGUUGGAUUUCCAGCAUCCAUUUAGCGCAUUGCAGGCAUUUGCUGUUGCCCUAGCAAAUGUCACUCAACGACUUAAGUAACCAUCACUCUGCAACAUGUUCAAGUGGCGAAUUCGCAACAGAGGUGCAUCAAGAACUGAAAAUCGCAGAAGAUCCUAAUAGAUAGCAAGACUUUUCAAUGUCAAGAUUAACAGUGAUCUGAUCAUUCAUAAGCGCCGUGUCAAUGGACAUAUCAUUGAUGAUAGUGACUGAAUGAUUCGCGUGAUUCCUAAUUAUGAUCCUUCGGCAUAAAGGGUCAUCAUCUAGACAGGGACUGCCGACCUUUGCCGAGACAGGCGAGUCGUCUUUCGGACAAUGAGCAAACUUAUAAAUUACACGCUAAUACGCGAGUGCAGUUGCGAGCGAUUUAAAUUUGAGUGAAAUACAAAAGUAUCGCGGCAGCUA
Ooceraea biroi (clonal raider ant) is the source of this 5130-nucleotide messenger RNA. It is a transcript of the gene Tusp, whose product is annotated as WD40 superfamily protein Tusp. Gene Ontology annotation, molecular function: protein binding. Lineage: Eukaryota; Metazoa; Arthropoda; Insecta; Hymenoptera; Formicidae. The record is from RefSeq and is a predicted model, not a curated record.